AUGCGCGUCCGCUGGAUCGAAGGCGCCGGCGAGCAGUUCAACCAGAUGGGCUUCAAGGUGGCGGUCAACCCGAUGAACGAAGUGGUGAUGAACGAAACCCUGACCGUGCCCGGGUUGUACGAGAUGCGCGGCAACAGUUCGUUCCUGUGGGGCGGCUGGAGCGACCAGGCGGGCUUCGAGUCCACGCUGCGCAACGGCGGCGGGCUGUUCCCGGAGAACGACGGCGACCCCAACCCGAUGCUGCCACGCACCGGGUCGACGGAGCUGUUCGACUGGCAGAUCGAUGGCAUGAAGAUCCGUGACGCCUACGUCGCCGGCGACCUGGAUCUGGAGACGGCGAUGGAUCAGUUCGUCGCCUGGGGCGCGGCAAACGCGCCGCGGCAGGCGUUCGCCCGCGGCGGCGUGACCGAGACCGUGGUCGGCGACAACGCGCUCGGCAACGUUCCGUACUUCUACGUGCCGGAGCUCAAGAGCGGCGGCAUCAUGCGGCAGAGCUGGGAUCAAUACAUAGCGAUGCGCAUGUGGCAGUGGUUCGAAAAAUAG
Molecule: messenger RNA, 543 nt
Organism: Geodia barretti
Lineage: Eukaryota; Metazoa; Porifera; Demospongiae; Tetractinellida; Geodiidae
Source: the annotation of a GenBank genome assembly